Molecule: messenger RNA, 2093 nt
Organism: Pocillopora verrucosa
Lineage: Eukaryota; Metazoa; Cnidaria; Anthozoa; Scleractinia; Pocilloporidae
Source: RefSeq, a predicted model, not a curated record
CGACUAGAUGACUCUGGCGGGAUAUUUGUUUUGUGGUAUAUGGCAAUGCAAAGUUUGAGAUCAAUUCGGACGGGGUGUCUGACAUGCUACGAGUGCGUUGUAAUAUUUGCAGGGAAUCCAUUCAUGAUGGCGCAGCAUGUUGCCCAUGUGGCCAUGUUUAUCAUCUAAUAUGCAUAAAUCAGUGGCUAAAUCAAAGUCGUUCAUGCCCAACAUGUCGUACCACUGCCUCGAAAGCAGUUGUGCUGUUCUUUGACGGAGCUGACUUGGACAGUUCACAAGUUACAAAUGACGUGGACAUUCUAAAGAAUACUAUAGAAGAUCUUAAGUCUUUGUUGAACCAGAAAGAAGUUGAUCUCAGGAGUUUAAAACAUGAACACAAGAGAGAACUUGCUCAGGAAAUAUCUGCUUUGGAAAAGCAAAAGGAUUCUGCUUUGGAAGAACUGAGGAAAUGGUAUGAGAAGAAACUUCAAAUGGAAAAAUCGACUUCUACUGGACUCAAGAAGCAACUAAGUUAUAUGAAGGAAAAAGAAAGGGAACUUGCUACUGCACAGAGUGAAGCCACUGAACUAAAAGCUGAGUUUUUAAAAUUAAAACGUAUGAGGAUAUUAAUAGAUGAACAUACAAGUGAAGCCGAAGACAUGUUGCAGCAGUUAGAUGCUAAAUCAUUCCCAGAAGUCAUCCUUCAACUUAUCACACUCAAAAGGAAACUAGAGGAAAAAAAGUUGAAAUGCAAGCAAGCCAUAGAUACAACAGAUAAAGUUAGAAAAGAAAAUGUUAUGAUAAAAAAUGAGGCAGCUUACAAGGAAAUUGAGUUGACAAAAAUUAAAGAUCAUCUUAAGAUGGCAGAGGAAGAUAUCCAAAGACUUGAAAAAGAAAAUGCCAGUUACAAGAAGAAGUUGACAGCAAUGGAGAGAGCAUUUGCAUCCCCUAGUCCACGGAGUAGUGCCAUUGGUCGCCUUAUUAGGGAGAGUCCAGCACCAAUGGAUAUUAAGAGGCCAAGGCUAAGCUGUCCUGAAGACGAUUUGGAAAAUAUUGUUAUAGCAGAAACACCAUCUCCAAAGUCAAAAGUUUCUUAUGGUAACAGUGAACUGAGGAACAUUGCAGAAGAAAUGGGAUUGUCCCUGGUGAAGACAACAAGCCUAACCUCUCCUCCCAGUCGCACAGUAUUGAAGCCUACUCAACAACAGCCUAAAAAGGCUUCAGAACCAGCUGGGGGGUCUGUGUUCAGACGCGGUUAUAAUGGACUGGGUGGACAUACAAAGUUCCUUGCUCCAUCAAGACCAAUCAAAACAGUAUCACGUAAAGUGGCAAGACCCCAUGGCAUUUCAAAGUUUAUCAAACCUGCCAAGCUUAUGAGAGUGGCUGACCCUCCUCUUCCUGUCAUGGACUUGAAUUCAAAUUCUUAAAUUAAAGAGAACUACUUAGCAAACAAUUAUUUAUUACAGAUACUAUACAAAAUUGUUUGCUUUACUUAAUUUAUGCAGAUUUUGUUAUACUAAGGAUGACUUUAGGAGAACACUCAAAAAUGUACCACGAACAUUUUUCCUUUAGUUUGUUUACUUAAUAAUUUAGAUCACAGCAGUCAUAAUUAUCACGGCAUUGAUAUUACCCUACAUUGGAAAUCAGACAAAACUUGCUAGUCUGAUGUGCAAUGAGGAUACCAAGGACUUUUCAUUAAUAAACUGUAGUUGAUUUUUUUCCCAGGACAUUUCAUAUUGUUCUGUUAGUCACUUACUUCAGCAGUGCUUAUAGAGUUCUUGAAAAUCUUCAUUUGAAAUGCUUAUGAGGCUUUACAUCUACCUUUGUCGGAUAGAUCAGACCUUUGACUUGUUUCAGUCAAGCUAGAGUCUUUCACUCGAACCGGUGUUGUUAGCAAAUUAUCAAGAGUGAUCAAACAUCCAAAACUGGCGACCUUGCAUCAUUGUCAUUUUACUGACAAAGAUAAUGGAAGGACCAACUCCUACGUGCCCGCUGGCGCACUGUCCUGCUACUCAGUCCAUCAUUGUGGGCAGCCGCACGAGAAAUUAUUUGGCUUGGCAGAGAGCCAAAUGUUUUCAUGUUCAGCCCUACCUAACUCGGGCAAAGAGCAGUUU